AACCCUCAUGAAAGUAAAGCAAAUCAGAACCCUUAUGAAAGCGAAGCAAAUCAGAACUCUCAUAAAAGCGAAACAAAUCAGAACCCCCAUGAAAGCGAAGCAAAUCAGAACCCUCUUGAAAGUGAAGCAAGUCUGAACCCCUAUAAAAGCGAAACAAGUCUGAACCUCCAUGAAAGCGAAACAAAUCAGAACCCUCAUGAAAGUGAAGCAAAUCAGAACCCUCAUGAAAGCGAAGCAAUGAAACAAAUCAGAAUCCCUGUAAAAGCAAAA
Molecule: messenger RNA, 270 nt
Organism: Cetraspora pellucida
Lineage: Eukaryota; Fungi; Glomeromycota; Glomeromycetes; Diversisporales; Gigasporaceae
Source: the annotation of a GenBank genome assembly